Paramacrobiotus metropolitanus is the source of this 1964-nucleotide messenger RNA. RefSeq names its product serine palmitoyltransferase 1-like. NCBI's taxonomy places the organism in Eukaryota, Metazoa, Tardigrada, Eutardigrada, Parachela, Macrobiotidae. Gene Ontology annotation, biological process: sphingosine biosynthetic process; ceramide biosynthetic process. Gene Ontology annotation, cellular component: endoplasmic reticulum. The transcript is spliced from 13 exons. The record is from RefSeq and is a predicted model, not a curated record. Gene Ontology annotation, molecular function: pyridoxal phosphate binding; serine C-palmitoyltransferase activity. The coding region runs from base 112 to 1683 and encodes 523 amino acids.
UUAUAAAUUUGUGAAAGAGUAAAGACAACAAGAACACCUUGUGAACGAGUCAGAACGACUAAAUAAAGUUCUUAAACUGCGGUUUUUUUUUGCCAUUUGAUAUUAUAAAAAAUGUUGCGAUUUUCAAAAACGAUAUUUAUUCCAUUGAUUGCUUUCCCAAUUCUAAUCGCUACUCAUGGGUUCCAGAACAAGGGGCCGAGUGCGAGUUGGGUUGAGCACAUCCUUGGAACCUCUUGGUUGCAUUUCCUGUUUGAAAUUUCCCUCACCGUUUACAUUGUUUUUCUGGGAGUUCAUGGCAUGAAGCGAGCCAGUACAAAUGUCCUACAAGAAUCCCUUAAUCAGUUAACUGCCAAGGAGAAAGAAACGCUGAUAAAAGAAUGGAAACCUGAUCCUCUUGUGCCUGUUCUCCAAGUGGAUAAAUCGAAAAGAAUGGCUUCACACCGACCUCAACUGGUCUGCGAAGGAAAAGUUGGGAAAUAUGUUAAGAUAAAUGGACGAUCUUACCUGAAUUUAGCCAGCUACAACAUUCUGAACUUCGUUGGGAACAGCCAGUUAGAGGAAGUUGCCAAAAAAACAAUAAAAAGCUAUGGGGUUGGAUCAUGUGGGCCCCGCGGAUUUUAUGGAACAAUGGAUGUCCAUUUGCAACUGGAGGAGAAACUGGCCCAGUUCAUGGAAUGUGAAGAAGCAAUUUUGUACUCCUAUGGAACGGCGACUAUCUCCAGUGCCAUCCCGGCAUACGCUAAACGCGGUGAUCUGAUUUUCGUUGAUGAAGGAGUGAAUUAUGCUAUCCAGCAGGGUCUCACUGUCAGUCGGAGCACGUUGAAGUACUUUCGGCACAACGAUUUGAAGCAUUUAGAAUCCCUUCUGGAAGAUCUUCAGCGAAGUGAUCAGAUUGCCCUUAAUAAGCCACGUCGAAAAUUCUUCGACCGUGAUGACGUUGACCAUCCAAGUCGCCGGCGUGUUUUCCUGGUCGUUGAAGGUUUAUAUGCCAAUUACGGUGAUCUGAGCCCGCUGCCGCAGCUGAUUGCCUUGAAAAAGCGAUAUAAGUUCCGCAUAUUUCUGGACGAAACGUACUCCAUUGGUAUUGUUGGUCGCACUGGUCGCGGAGUGACAGAACAUUUUGGCGUUAAGCGAGAAGAUGUAGACCUUAUUGCCGGCUCACUGGAGCAUUCGUUGGGAUCAACUGGAGGAUUUUGUUGUGGUUCGUCUUUUAUAAUUGACCACCAACGUCUGUCGGGUCUGGGAUACUGUUUUUCGGCCUCUUUGCCUCCGCUUUUGGCAUCAGCUGCAUCCGCUGCCUUGGAUAUUGUUGCUAAUAAGCCCGAAAUGUUUGAGCAGUUGGAAGUAGUUUCGUUAGCCAUGCACAAGCGAUUAUCGAACAUUCCUGGUUUGGUACUCGAUAGCUGGGAUGCAUCGCCCAUUAAGCACCUCCGCUUGCAGAAUCCCAAUGGAACUCUGGAGGAACAAUAUGAGACAUUGAACAGAAUAGUGGAACAUGUCUUUCAGAACAGUCGUGUGGUGAUUCUUACUGCUAAAUAUUCGCCCGAUGAACUUAUUCCUGUGACACCAAGCAUCCGCGUAAUUGUCAAUGUGGAUCUCUCUGAAGACGAAAUGGACCAAGCCGUGGACGAUCUAAAAAAGUCAUGUGCGGAAAUCUUAUCAAAACAUCCGCUGGUCCAGUAAAACUGCUUCUAUCCAUGCAGGCUGCAGCUAUGCAUUCCUAGUGAAGCAAAUCAAAGAGCCUACGUGACAGCCAUUUUUAAUUGUUGAUGCUUUUGACUUUGUUACUAGUAUUUUUGUAGAGUUAUUUCUUUGAGCUGCCUGUCUGUUUUUUUAGAAACAUAUGAACAAAUUUUUGGGUUUAGUUGUUGUUCUCAGCUUUCUCAGUUUCGAUCAGAAACGUGGUAGAAACGCGAAUCCCGAGAUUUUGGUUCAAUAAAUAAUAUUUGCACAAGCCUUCCAGG